GUCCAGGAAGUCACCCACCGUCAACAUUCUGGGUGAUCUUCACCUCCUCGUCCUCGUCAUAGCUCUUUGUUCUUCCUCCAUGGCAUCUGAAGAGCGGCAGGCGCCCACCAAGAAGCCGACGGGGAAGAGGAACGACCCUUCCAACAAGAGGCCGCAGGACAAGAACCGUUUCCUGCAUCCUGCAGAAACCUCAUGCUGGCAGAACGAGGUCAAGGAAUGGACCUUCCAUUACACGGAGAGGUUUCGAGUUGUUCCCCCCUACCGGUUCGAGUUCGGCACGUCGAUCAAAGCGAGAUGGGUGGGAAGGCUGCUCCUGGAGGUGUUCUCGCAGGAAUUUCCGUACUUUGAGGACUCGCUGCAGUACUACACCGAGGCCAUGGAGCUCGGCAGGCUGAGAGUGAACGACGAGAAGGCGAGCAAAGAUUACCGGUGUCGGGAUGGAGAUGUUAUCACGCAUCAUGUCCAUCGGCAUGAGCCGCCCGUCACGAGUGAAAAGAUCGUGAUCAUCUCAGAUAGCGAUGGGAUUUUGGCAGUGAACAAGCCCUCAUCCAUUCCCAUCCAUCCAGGCGGAAGGUAUCGCCGAAACUCGCUGCUCGCUAUCCUUGCCAAGGAGCACAACAUGUUUGACCUCCAUACGGUUCAUCGUCUUGAUCGUCUGACCUCUGGCCUCUUGCUUUUCGGUCGAUCGAAGGCUGUCGCAGAGAUGUUCCGGCGUGAGUUCGAGGACGGCAACGUGCAGAAGCAGUACCUCGCUCGAGUCCUCGGGCAUGUGCCCCCGGGA
Guillardia theta CCMP2712 is the source of this 781-nucleotide messenger RNA. RefSeq lists its product as hypothetical. Gene Ontology annotation, molecular function: RNA binding; pseudouridine synthase activity. Lineage: Eukaryota; Cryptophyceae; Pyrenomonadales; Geminigeraceae. The record is from RefSeq and is a predicted model, not a curated record. Gene Ontology annotation, biological process: pseudouridine synthesis. The transcript is spliced from 12 exons. The annotation marks the transcript as partial.